AGUAGAGUGGGCGAUGAAGUGUGAUUGUGUGAACUUGCUGUUGAGGUACCUUGCGUUUCUGCAACGACCCCGCCUCUCUUCUUUUUCUUCUUCCUGCGAUAUUCGCGUUGUUGCUGUUCUUGUUGUUUCUGCUAAACAUGUCAAAUCGCCACACCAUCAUUCUAAUUCAGAGCUCUCACAACAGAGCAACCCGAACUUUCAUGGAUUUCGAAUCAGUCACUCAGGCCAUGGAUGGUAUAUGUGCAUUGUAUGAGAGGAAACUGAAGGAGUUAAAUCCAGCUAUUCGAAAUUUCUCUUAUGAUAUUGCAGAUCUCUACAACUUUAUGGAUGGUCUUGCAGACAUGAGUGCUCUUGUCUAUGAUCAUUCCAUUCACGCUUACAUGCCACAUGAUCGACAGUGGAUUAAGCAAAGAACAUUGCGACAUUUGAAGAAAUUUGCACAUUGAUUACUGAUAUGUGAUACCC
This is a messenger RNA of Arachis duranensis, 465 nucleotides long. Its product is annotated as enhancer of rudimentary homolog. The record is from RefSeq and is a predicted model, not a curated record. Lineage: Eukaryota; Viridiplantae; Streptophyta; Magnoliopsida; Fabales; Fabaceae. The coding region runs from base 138 to 446 and encodes 102 amino acids. The transcript has 4 exons.